This is a messenger RNA of Paramecium octaurelia, 415 nucleotides long. The record is from the annotation of a GenBank genome assembly. NCBI's taxonomy places the organism in Eukaryota, Ciliophora, Oligohymenophorea, Peniculida, Parameciidae.
AUGUUGAUAACAUUUAUAGAAGAAGAAAAAAUUACAAUCAGUAUUAUAGUUUUUAUCCAGAAGGAACUUAAUUAUGUAGAUGGUAAGUUUUAGUAGCAAAAUAUAAAGUCCACUGAUAAAGACAUUUAGUCUGAUCGUUAGGAAAUCGUAAAAAAAUAAGAUUGGCAUACAAAAGGUUUCUAAAACAUAUAUUUCUUUCCUGAAAUUUGUAUAUAAAUGAAGUUGAAAAAUGCUUAACAGGAAUUGCUUAUUUUUUAAACGUAGCCAACAUAGCAAUCAAUAGAUGGACUCACUGUAAAGUAUUGCAUAAUAUCUGAAGGCUAGAAAUUUGACACUGAACGAUUAGGUUGCUAUCAUAAAGCCCAAAUUUAUCAUUAAAACAUAGUAAAAUUGCAUUAUUCCGAAAAAAACCUGA